Molecule: messenger RNA, 911 nt
Organism: Columba livia (rock pigeon)
Lineage: Eukaryota; Metazoa; Chordata; Aves; Columbiformes; Columbidae
Gene: IFI30
Product: IFI30 lysosomal thiol reductase
Exons: 7
Coding region: 80-853 (257 amino acids)
Cellular component (GO): lysosome
Molecular function (GO): oxidoreductase activity, acting on a sulfur group of donors, disulfide as acceptor
Source: RefSeq, a predicted model, not a curated record
UGCGCGGGGGCGGGCGCAGCCGGGCUUUAAAACCCCCGGCAGCGCCGGGCUCAGCUUCCCGCCACCCCACAGCGUCCCCAUGGCCCCCGCGGUGACGCUGGCGCUGCCGGUGGCCCUGCUGGCCCUGGGGCUCGGGGUGGCGGCCGCCACCCCCGGCUGUGACGCCCCAGCCCCGCUAUGGUGCAGCUCGCCGGAGAUCGCCGCUGCUUGCCAGGCCGAGCGCCGCUGCGCCAACCGCUCGCAGCCAGCGGCAGCCCCCGUGGAGCUGAGCCUGUUCUACGAGAGCCUGUGCCCGGCGUGCCGCGCGUUCCUGGUGCAGGAGCUCUUCACCGCGUGGCUGGUGCUGCCCGACGACGUCCUCAGCGUCACCCUGGUCCCCUAUGGCAACGCGCAGGAGAGGAACGUCAGCGGGAAGUGGCGCUUCCAGUGCCAGCACGGCCCCGAGGAGUGUUUGGGCAACAUGAUCGAGACCUGCCUGAUGCACGAGGCCAAGGACUUCAGCACCUACUUCCCCGUCAUCUUCUGCCUGGAGUCGGGCAGCUCUGUCACCAAGAACCUGGAGGCCUGCCUGCAGGUCUACGCCCCGCAGCUGGACAGCGGCCGCAUCGCCGCCUGCGUGCAGGGGGACGUGGGGGCCGCCCUGAUGCACCGCAACGCACAACUGACCGAGGCGCUCGACCCCCCGCACCAAUACGUGCCCUGGAUCCUCGUCAACGGGAAACACACGGACGAGCUGCAGGAGCAGGCACAGGCUUCGCUGCUGGGGCUGAUCUGCCGCCUCUACCAGGGGGAGAAGCCCGAGGCCUGUGGGGGCUCAGGGGCCCCGAAGGUCCCGGCCCGCUGCAGGCGCUGAGCGGCGGCGUGGGAACACGGAGCGAGCGGCGAAUAAAAACGACGAUUUUGUGGAAAAA